CUCCAGUCAGCCAAAGGCGAUUCAAGAGCUUCAACAAGCGAAAGUCAAAUCAGAAAUUCAGUGGAAGCCAUGGAAGUUCACGCAGGUCUAACAGUGAUGUUAUGCUUGAUUGCAUCUUGUUAUGGUGGUUUCUUUCAGUUGGAACAUCCUCAGCUAGCUUUUUGUAAAGCAGAUUUCGUGAUACGUGCCCACAUCGAGUCAGGACCUAUAACUGAGGGUAACUAUUUUGUUUUCAAGAUAACCAUUAAAGAAGUUUUCAAAGGGCUAUCGCUUGGACGUCAAGGUAAGGCCUUCGGCUUGCUGGACGCAGAGUUCAAGACGAAACUUUACAGCCCCGACGGCAACGCUUCCGAUAAAGUGACCGGAGUAUUUGGGAUCCGUGCGGGUAUCGAGUACCUCUUGUUCGGUGACAUUCUGCACGGCGGGAGGCUGUUCACGAAAUUCUCCUUUCUGCGAGAGGAGUGGAACAAAACGACUCCACGAAAAAGGGCAAAUCUUCGGGGGUACUAUGAGGCCGGAUGUCGUCAAUGUCAGUUCAGACAGUGCGGUGAAUCAGACUUAGAAUGUCGCAAAAAGUUACCCGGAUGCGAGAAGAGAGCAACCCAGACUCCGUACUUGUAUCAAUGGACGCCGCAAUCGAGGUGCUGGAAGCGAUUCGAGCACUGCGAGGUUGAUGCAACUGGUCAGCAGUGUUACUGGAAGGAAACAAGGGAAUCGAAACGAUGCAAGGAAAGCCACUUGCAACAACUUCCUUUAAGAGACGAUUCAUAUGCUUUAUAAACAGCUGAAAGACUAAACUACUGUACCUUCGAAUAAAACUAAACAACCACUUUUGCAAUGACUUUGUCAGUCAAAUUGAAGGUUUGAUUCUUUCACUAACAAAAAUUUAAUUUUUUAUGUAAUAACAAGACUCCAUUACCUAGGCUCCUGGUAAUUGGCUCCUGGUAAUAAUAAUGUUCCUUAUACCAGACAGAGAUAUGAAUAAACAGAGGCUUUGCACAUGA
Messenger RNA from Stylophora pistillata, 1004 nucleotides. Its product is annotated as metalloproteinase inhibitor 1. Gene Ontology annotation, biological process: negative regulation of membrane protein ectodomain proteolysis; negative regulation of endopeptidase activity. Gene Ontology annotation, molecular function: protease binding; metalloendopeptidase inhibitor activity. The record is from RefSeq and is a predicted model, not a curated record. Gene Ontology annotation, cellular component: extracellular matrix. NCBI's taxonomy places the organism in Eukaryota, Metazoa, Cnidaria, Anthozoa, Scleractinia, Pocilloporidae.